AUGAUGUGGACGCUUUUUCUUUUUCUGCUGGUUAAUCAAGUCAACGGGCAUCCAACAGAUGGUCUUGCUCAGACGCUGAAGGAAGAAUUUGAUUCUACAUUGAACACGACACUGUGGAAUUAUGGUUACCCGUGGGGUACAUACUACAACAAUCGUGCAAAUAUGGUACCUAGACAAGUGAAAAUUAUCGAGCAAAAGGUCGAGUUGAAAGCAACUGCAGAACGAAGCAUCAAUGUCGGCAUUUCAAAUGAGUACGGAACGUUCGAUGUUGAUUUCUCAUCUGGCACAAUCAACACAAACGGAAAAUUUUGUUAUACGAACGGCUACAUCGAACUUCUCACGCGCGUUUCUUCAGUUCCCAGCAGUUGGUCGACAAUAUUUCUCGUUGCACAAGAUCAGACGCUACCCGAAAUAACGGUCAUGGAAGUCUUUGACAAUCAUAAACGAUUUGCGUACGGUAUCCAUUACACUUCUGAAGAGGGAAAUGCGCAGGUGAUGGGUGGUCGAUCAGGCGAAUACAACGACAAUCUGGGUUCCGAUUUUCAUCGAUACGGUGUGGAUUUUGGAUACGACCAGAUAACGUGGUAUUUCGAUGACCAAAUUGUUAAUUCAUUCACCAUUCCGAAGGAGUUGGAACAAGUGAAAGAUAUGUGCUUGGUAGUAAGCUUGGGCGUCGGGGGAAAAUCUCAAACUCGACCAGAUCCAAAAACAUAUCCGCUGACGAUGACCAUUGACUCUGUUCAAGUAUGGCAACCGAAGUACGAUGGAUUUUAUAAAUUCAUCAACGUUAACAGUAAUCUUUUGUUGGAAAUCGACGGUGCUUCGCAUGAUAACAGUGCAAGAGUGCUUCAAUGGCACGAUAAUGGAGGGGCGUGGCAAAUCUGGCAUGUACAAUAUGCGGGAAAUGGCCAAUAUCGUCUCAUUGUUUCUCACAGUCGUCAAGCGUUAGAUGCUUUUGACUGGGGCCAAGAUGACGGCACAAACCUGAUUCAAUUUCCGUAUCAUGUCGGAAAUAAUCAGCUGUGGAAGGUUCAUGAAAACGAUGAUGGAACAAUCACAUUAAUCAAUGUUCACGCAAAUAAAGUGGCCGGACUGGCAGGUGCCUCGACUAAUCCAGGUGAUCAAGUGAGCUUGUGGACGAGUAAUGGUCAGCCAGAUCAGAAAUGGAAAAUGGUUCAAGUAUGA
Messenger RNA from Didymodactylos carnosus, 1185 nucleotides. The record is from the annotation of a GenBank genome assembly. NCBI's taxonomy places the organism in Eukaryota, Metazoa, Rotifera, Eurotatoria, Philodinida, Philodinidae.